AUGAAGCCCUCUAUUCUUUUCCAUCUUUCGGUAUUUCUUUGUGGAUUUUCCAGCUGCCGUAUCUGGAACAUUCAUCAGGACCAGGAAAACCAAAAAAGGGAGCUCAGUAAUUCGAGGUCUACACAAAGUAUCAAAGACCAGAAUAGUGAGACAGCGUUUGGCUAUCAGGCCGCUCAGGACAAGGCUUUGCCCAAGCCAGGGCUCUCCUUAAAAAAUGUUACCCGAUCUCUAAGAUUCAAGAGGGCGGGAGGGGACUCCGAUGUCAUAAUGAUAGAUGACGACGGUAUCGAUCUAGACAUUUUACUGAACUUAAACCCUCAGGAGAAAGAACUCGUCAGGAAGUCGUACAAGAUCGGUGCUGACCUUCUGAGUAAGGAAGAAGAAGGUUUAAAAAACCCUGUUCACAAAGACCCCGACUUAGACUGGCACAAACUUGAUAAAUCUGUGGUCAUAAGGAGAAACAUUCGUGGCCUCCCGCAGAGUGUUGUCAAGGUAUUUAAGGACCUGGGGCAAGAAUUUCUGGCUGAGGACGUUGGGACCUAUACUGCUGUGUUUAGAUCCAUCCUCAAAGAUGAUGGUACAGCAGACUAUGAUUCUACGGUUCUCCGGACAUAUAUAUCUAGAGAAUACGGCCAUAUGUUUUUCCCUUGGCCUGGGGAAUUACCAGCCGGUGCUCAAUAUCAUGACUGGAUCUAUCAAUGUUGGGCUAGAGGAUCGCACGAUCUAACCGACGGCCUCCACAGUGACAUUCCGCAUCCUUUAAAGUAUAUUACGAUAGGGGGUAUUACGGAGGAAGAGACCUUGGCUAUUCUUCAGGCCGUUGGACGAGAGUGGAGAGGGAGAGAUCUCUCUCAGGAUCAGUCAGUUAUAUUUAUCACAAGGGAGGAUAUAGAUCUCAGCCUUGCAAAGAAUUCUCCAACCAGUGUCUCCUACUUCAUUUUCGCUUUAUUCAAUAUCCUUUCAGGAACCAAUGAGAUCUCUCCCAUAAUUAAAAUGCUUUCAACUUUUCCAAACGAAUUUUAUUGGCACCGGAUAUCAGCAAUAGGGUUUAACGUGGAAGACGAUGGGACAGCCAACUUAUUACUUAAACUUGAACCUUCUGGAGGAAGUCAAUAUGCUGAAGUCGAACCAACAAAAUAUCGUGUCGAACUUCAGCCUCUUGGGUUAGCCCUUCAAAUAGGGGGAUCUUCUAGCCUGAUCAAACAUCCCGCUCAACCGGAUAUCCAAAGAACAUCGUAUGGAUUGCGUGAUGAAAAGAGUAACGACCCGGGAUCAACAUUUUUUCGAUCUGCAGUGCAAUACGAGGAUGUUGGCUAUCGCUUUGCGAUGUCAGGACGGGAAAAACACAUUGUCUUCGAAGGGUUUCUUACGGGCGCCGCCGCCGCCCCAGUGCUCCAAGAUUACGUUGAGAGGGAGGUAGAUAAAGAAAUGCAUCAUGUUCUCUACUCUGCCUGGUCGGGCACGGCCGGCCAGGCUUCCCUGCUUGAGAUUACAUUUGCAUCCAUACACCCGCAAAGCCGGAAUAAAAUUAAAGAAAUCAAGGACAAGCAGAGGCCGGCCAGUAUAACAGCAAAUGAAUGGGACCAUAGGGUAGCCGUUUUUGAGGAUCUACAACGAGACUUCAUUGAGGUUCUCCAAAUUUUUUUCGAAACACGCGAGGGAAGAGUACUGGAUAACCUUAUCCGGAAGUACGGCGACAAUCUCGCGAUUUCAAAGAUAUCAAGGUUGGAAGUGGGGAUUUAUACAGCCCCUGGGUUCAAAAAGCGAAAGGGAAAGCCUUUUAUUUUAGUUGGCUUCAGAAGGCUGCUCAAAGCGGACCUCCAGAAGGGCCUACCCGUUGAGCUAAGUGGUAAUGAAGAUGACCCGGUCGACCCGAGCACACAGAGUUGGAAAAGUGAUAUCCCAAAAUGGCUCUUUAUAUCAGAUUCACCAGAGUCAACCCAAGAGCUUUCUAUUCAAACAAUUCAGCUAGGGGUCUAUGCGAACUCAGUUGCUGAAAUAGAGGCACGAUUUCUAGGAAUGCAACCUUUUUCAUGGACUUAUAGUUCGGAAUCACUGGCGUUACUAGUGUCCCGGUAUAUAUUUGAACAUCGGAAAGAUGUCUCAUUGCCGGAAUCUGUGAAAAACCAAUGCGCCUACCUAUAUAACGCUCAGGAGCUUGAUGCUACUAUGCGACGUGACAACCCCAAGGAAGCCCGGUACCGGUACCUCCAUGACUUUUUCGGCAAAAAGACACAGGCCCAGCUUCGCUAUCUAGCGGAAAGGAACAGACAGAGCUCUUAUGAUCAGGUAACAGUUCGAAGCAGCCCCGCAGUUGGCGGAAAUCCAAAUAGGGAUGAUAUGGCAAGCUAUGGUUUGGUUAUAAACUUAGAUUUAGGCUUUGUUAUAAUCACUUUACAGCCUAAAACUAUAGAUGGCCAUGUUAUGGAGCUUGAAAAUGCCGUUUAUGCCGCGUGGCAUUCCCUGUACACGACUAGUGAUUAUGACUACAGAAGCCCACGUGACAAGGAAUUCGGCUCUACCGUCAGCUGGUUGGAUUUACAAAAUGCCUGUUCUCAUGGUCCUCGAUACUUUUUCAUUCAAGAUAUAAGCUAUCCCACACGACUCAUCAUUGAAGAGAUAUAUAAGAGGAGAUCUAUGAAAAAAUCAGAAGUUCUCAUCUUUUCCGAGCCGGGUAUCCUAGGUCUCAUUGGUUCCCCACUUUCAGCUUAUAGACGACUGGGAAAGCAUUCGAAUACCAAAAGUGAUUUAAGAUAUAUGCAAGAUCUUUUCGCAAUUCUUGGUUCUCCGGAUCUCAUAGGGAUAUCGAGGCUCGCCACAAGGUACUUUGGAACGAAGCAUAUGUUCUGUAGGACUGCUGUAAAGCAUAUCGUCGUAAAAUGGUCAAGCACUCCGGAUUUUGAGGAGCCCCGACCUGAAUUGUUUGUAUCACUACGAGAGCUGACGCAUUCCGGAGCUCUUGAGAAUGCGCAAGCUACAUGGGAAAGUAAAGGAGUAGAUAUCAGAAAACUAAUAGAGCCAGCUAUACUAGGAAGAACCACGAGCGUCCUAGAGACACUAUAUAUACAGGCUCCUAAAAACGCAGACUCGGGCUUUGAAGGAAACUUAUGGGAUGUUUUGGAGCUAGAUCCAAUUGCUCACUGCCCAAAACGUUCAAUUCAAUUAUUUGACUCAGGUCUUCGCGAAUUCAGUUCGGCACUGGGUCUAGGGCUCGAUAGAACAGUCCAGGAACCCCAUAUCCAAUUAAACGUGAAAAGUCGAAUUAAAGAUAUCGAUUAUCUCUUCCUGAUUUAUCAAAAGGGCAGCAAGAAGGGCAGUUCUAGGCUUAUUACUGGUUCAGCCGGCUAUGGACACCUUAUUGGGCAGGCUUUUCCAAUAGCCACUAGUCUACAGAAUCAACCCGUUGAAGAGUUCAGCGAAGUGUAUCUGCGGGCGUGGGGGGCAGGCUUGCAAAAGUUUUCCCUUGGAAAAAAUCUAUUACCUUCCUUAGUAACAUUUUUAGGACUUACUCCCGAAACCCAAUCUAUCAUUAAGGUGCUCUGGAGCGCCCUUGUACCCACACAGGAGACAAGUGACGAAAAUUUGGACCUUAAAAUUGGAGUUACAAAUGGCCGUAGAUAUGAUAUAUUUUCCGGCGGAAAAAACACUGAGUCACACAGGUUUUGGCAAAAUAGGUCAGGGUAUCUUCACAGGUUGGCUUUCGAGGUGUUGAUGGGCUUGCCAGAGAUACUAGGGCUUUCCCACUCACUCAGGGGGUAUGACGGCAACACAGGUCGAGAUCAGCGCAGAAUUCAAAUAGUCUAUUGCGAAUCUUCUACAGACGAUAGUGGUGGCAUACAGUGCAUAUUGAAAAUUGCCAGGACACGCCCACCAACACAGGAUAGUGACGCUCAUAUCGAUGAGGGGGAUGAUGAAGACGAUGAGAGUGAUGCCUCUGAAGUGUGA
Messenger RNA from Orbilia oligospora ATCC 24927, 3945 nucleotides. RefSeq lists its product as uncharacterized. Lineage: Eukaryota; Fungi; Ascomycota; Orbiliomycetes; Orbiliales; Orbiliaceae. Bases 1 to 3945 code for a protein of 1314 amino acids. The transcript has a single exon. The record is from RefSeq and is a predicted model, not a curated record.